This is a messenger RNA of Penaeus chinensis, 1447 nucleotides long. It is a transcript of the gene Vha26, whose product is annotated as V-type proton ATPase subunit E-like. Gene Ontology annotation, cellular component: proton-transporting two-sector ATPase complex, catalytic domain. The record is from RefSeq and is a predicted model, not a curated record. Gene Ontology annotation, biological process: proton transmembrane transport. The transcript has 5 exons. Gene Ontology annotation, molecular function: proton-transporting ATPase activity, rotational mechanism. Lineage: Eukaryota; Metazoa; Arthropoda; Malacostraca; Decapoda; Penaeidae. Bases 123 to 803 code for a protein of 226 amino acids.
UUUCCCCAAAAGGUUCUCGUCUGACGGUGGAGUCAUCAUAUGAUUGUUGUCUGCACAUCAACAUCGACCUGUCAUACGGCUAACACUACGCUCCUUCCGAGACACCAGAAAACACCGUCAAAAUGGCUCUCAGCGAUGCAGAUGUCCAGAAACAGAUCCAUCAUAUGAUGGCCUUCAUUGAGCAGGAGGCCAAUGAAAAAGCUGAAGAAAUUGAUGCUCGUGCUGAGGAAGAAUUCACCAUUGAAAAGGGUAGACUUGUUCAGCAGAACCGUUUGAAAAUCAUUGAAUACUAUGAACGUAAAGAAAAACAAGUUGAACUUCAGAAAAAGAUCGGCGCAAGCAACCUGUUAAACAAAUCACGACUGGAGGUGUUGAAGGCCCAGGAGGCCCAUAUUAAUAAUGUCUUGCAUGAAGCACAACAGAACUUAAACCAACUGACUCUGAACCAUGGAGCAUAUGGAAAGCUUCUUGAGGACCUUAUCUGCCAGGGUCUCUGUCAGCUUUUGGAACCAAGUCUGAUCUUGAGAUGUCGUCGGGCUGACCAAACCCUGGUGGAGCAUGCCAUGGCCAAUGCAUUAACCACUUACAGGAGCCUAACUGGUAGAGACUGCAAGCUCCAGAUUGAUACUGCAAAUUGGCUCCCAGCAGAAAUCUGUGGAGGUGUGGAGCUCCUGACCAAGGGCAACCGAAUCAAGGUCUCAAACACACUUGAGGCCAGGCUAGAGAUGCUGGCUCAGCAGAUGCUGCCCGAGAUCCGAAUUAUGCUGUUUGGGCCCAACCCAAACCGCAAGUUUGACAACUAGGCAGCUUCCAUGAACAGGCAGCUCCUUGAACCACUCUUUCUUUAUGUUCCAAACAUGUGCACAAAAUCUAAGGAAAAUUUAAUGUGAACUUUAUGAGAACUUUAUAAUAUUGAAUUUAUUAUUUUUUCAUGUCAAGGUAGCAUCCUUGAAUGAAUAUCUGGUCAUUCUUUUUUUUUUCUUUUUAAUUCUGAUGAAGAGAAGAAAAUCAACGAAAAUUUACGAUGACAUAAUUUUUGGAAGCCAGUACAUGUAAAUUGAGAUUAUUUAUAACAUUCCUAUAUAUUGUGAUCUUUUUUGUAAAUAUGUUCAGGAAAGCUUUGUAAUGUUUGUGAAGGGUCCCCUGAAGACAUAAUCCAGUGUUGAGUUAGUUCAGAAGAAAACAAGUUUUUUUCAAGCUUAGUGUGUCUGUCUGUAAUAAUUUCCAGCCAUGUUAAAAUGUUGUUGAGGCAUCAAGGUUCUUUGAAGUUUUUGUGUCUGAGAUGUUAGCAUUUUUGAUUUUUAUGUAAAAAAAUAUAGAAAACUAUAAGUCUCUUUUUGGGAUGUCAUGGUGUAUGUAGAUAUUGUUAACUAAGAGGUGAAUUACAACAUCUUUAAAGGUUGUAUUAAAUGUAUAAUUAGAUGUUGAAUAAAGAAAUGUAACGUUA